Messenger RNA from Nymphaea colorata (pocket water lily), 2443 nucleotides. RefSeq names its product receptor-like protein 4. The coding region runs from base 363 to 2264 and encodes 633 amino acids. Lineage: Eukaryota; Viridiplantae; Streptophyta; Magnoliopsida; Nymphaeales; Nymphaeaceae. The record is from RefSeq and is a predicted model, not a curated record. The transcript has 9 exons. Gene Ontology annotation, molecular function: protein binding.
UCUGAUUCCACCUAAAUUUGCGCAGAAAUGAGCGCUGGGAGACAUGUUCUUGGCCCUCAACUUGAUUUGACUUCAUUCUCUUAAAUUUUCUUUUCAACGACAUGAUCACCAUUUACUUAAGAGACUUAAAAAGAAAACAAUCGAUCAUGUCAAUGAUAACAAACUAACGCCUAGUAAGUGUACACGAAUCAGCCUUUUUCUUGGGCUUUUGGCCGUCUUUUGGCCGCACCAGCAAUGCAGAUGCACUUGGAUUGGAAAGGAAAGGAUUAAAAGCAGAGUAGCAGAAAAAAAGGCUUCCCCAUUUCACGAUUGCCUUCUCUUAUCUCAGGUCUGCAACCCAAAUACAUGCCCCCAACUCAGCUAUGAGAAAAAGUGCUCCAAAUCUGAGAGACUCCAUGUUUCGACUCGUUCUCUUGCUUCUUCCCAUGUGGGCAGCCCUCAGAAUUGCUUCCGCUGCACCCAAAGGUCCAUUUGCACUACGCAUAAGUUGUGGAGCUCGUGAGAAUGUUAACUCUCCUCCAACCAAUACACUUUGGUACAGAGAUUUUGGUUAUACUGGUGGGAAACCUGGUAAAGCAUUACCUCCAAGUUACAUCAGCCCCAAGCUAAAUACACUUCGCUAUUUCACUCUUUCUGAUGGCCCAGAGAAUUGCUAUAACAUUCAUAAUGUGCCCAAUGGACUUUACUCAGUGAGGCUUUUCUUUGCCCUAGUUGAUGACCCUCAAUUGAAGAAUGAGCCUCUCUUUGAUAUUUCUAUCGAAGGAACACAAGUGUAUUCAAUGAAACAGGGCUGGAGUAACUUUGAUUUCCAGUCAUUUGUUGAGGGAUUGGUAUCAAUUUCAGAUAAUUCUGUAUCUACUUGCUUCCACAGCACUGGGCAUGGUGAUCCUGCCAUCCUUUCUAUUGAGAUUCUUCAAGUUCAUAAUGAUGCCUACUUUUUGGGGAAACAGUGGAGUGGUAGAUCAAUCCUUAGAACAGCAAGAAGACUGGCUUGUGGUAAUGGAAGGCCAUCAUUUGAUGCUGAUUUAAGUGGAAACCCUUGGGGUGGUGAUCGAUAUUGGGAGGCUAUUCAAAAUUUCGACAAUUAUGGCCAUCCCAUUUCAACUGAGAAUUCAAUCAACAUUACCUCUGCUUCACCAAACUUCUAUCCUGAGAAGAUUUAUCAAUAUGCAAUUGUCAGCAAUGGUACCUACCCUGAUUUAACAUUCAGCAUGGAUGUGGAGCCUAACAAAAAUUAUUCAGUCUGGCUGCACUUCGCAGAGAUUGACCCAAGAAUUCAAGGUGCAGGCUCCCGGGUGUUUGAUAUAUUGAUAAAUGGUGAUAUGGCUUUCAGCAGUGUUGACAUCGUUAGGGUUACUGGAGGGAGUUACACAGCACUGGUGCUUAACAAGACCAUUGCUGUGAGUGGGAGGAUCUUAACUGUAAGUUUCCACCCCAGACAAGGACACACUGCCAUCAUCAAUGCCAUUGAAAUCUUUGAAGUUAUCCCAAUGGAGUUCAGGACUUCUGCUGUUGAAGUCAAGACAUUGCAAACAUUGAAGAACGCCUUAAGCCUGCCUCUUCGUUUUGGGUGGAAUGGAGAUCCAUGCGUGCCUCAGCAGCAUCCUUGGAGUGGAGUAGAUUGUCAAUUCAACCACAAUGAUGGCUCUUGGGUGAUCGACGGAUUAGAUCUUGGCAACCAAGGUUUGAGGGGCUACUUGGCAGAUGCCUUCUCCACAUUUAAAUAUCUACAGAAAAUAAACUUAAGUGUUAAUAGCAUCCAUGGUGGCAUUCCUCCUUCUCUUGGAACUGUUCGUACUUUGGUGGUCUUAGACCUAUCAUACAACCUGCUCAAUGGAACCAUUCCAGAAAGCCUUGGACAAUUAACUUCAUUACAAGUAUUGAAUCUUAAUGGCAACUUGUUAUCUGGAAGAGUCCCAUCAGCUCUUGGUGGGAGGCCUCUCCACAGGGCUAGCUUCAAUUUUACAGGGAAUGAGGGCCUCUGUGGUAUACCUGGAUUGCCUGAUUGUGGGCAUCAUCUUUCUACCUCUGCAAAAGUUGGUAUUGUGUUUGGGGCUAUACUUGGAUUCUUGGUUCUUCUUCUAUGUUCCUUUUGCAUGUGGAAGAGACGACAAAACAUUCUUAGAGCAAAAAAACUUGCAGCGAAGGAAGCUCCAUAUGCAAAAGCCAGAACCCACUAUGUCCGUGAUGUACAAAUGACGAGAGCUCCUGCUCAUGAUCAAUUUCGGGUUCAUGCAGAUAGUGGAUCUCAACUGCUUUCCUAAAUCAGACAGUUGUGAGUACUCAGAAAGUUUUGUUUCAUUUGUAAUGUUGGGAAGAUGGCCUUCCAUUUAUAUAGUCACAAACAGUCUCUUUCAAUCCUAAGUUGCAUAAGAGUGUAAAAUGUAACAAUUACUUUGUCAUGGUUCUUUUCUUGUAUAUAUCAUUUUUGAACACCAAAGAA